This is a messenger RNA of Hypomesus transpacificus, 2444 nucleotides long. Its product is annotated as rho-related GTP-binding protein RhoA-D-like. Gene Ontology annotation, cellular component: neuron projection. Gene Ontology annotation, biological process: small GTPase-mediated signal transduction. Gene Ontology annotation, molecular function: GTPase activity; GTP binding. The record is from RefSeq and is a predicted model, not a curated record. The transcript has 5 exons. The coding region runs from base 147 to 728 and encodes 193 amino acids. NCBI's taxonomy places the organism in Eukaryota, Metazoa, Chordata, Actinopteri, Osmeriformes, Osmeridae.
GCAGUAGACAAAUGGGUGGGUCUUAUGUGUGUCAGUUUCGUUCCUUGCCAAUCUACACCCUGAUUAGUACACUGCAACAAGGGAAGGGCAACAACGAAAAGAAAAUAAACGGAGUAUUUAAAAUUUGAAGACAGACGAGGGGAGAGAUGGCUGCUAUCCGUAAGAAGCUGGUUAUCGUGGGGGACGGAGCGUGCGGGAAGACCUGCCUGCUCAUCGUCUUCAGUAAAGACCAGUUCCCCGAGGUCUACGUGCCCACCGUGUUCGAGAACUACAUCGCCGACAUCGAGGUGGACGGCAAACAGGUGGAGCUGGCCCUCUGGGACACAGCAGGUCAGGAGGACUAUGACAGACUGAGGCCCCUGUCCUACCCAGAUACAGACGUCAUCCUCAUGUGCUUCUCUAUAGACAGCCCCGACAGCUUGGAGAACAUUCCGGAGAAGUGGACCCCGGAGGUGAAGCACUUCUGUCCCAACGUCCCCAUCAUCCUGGUGGGCAAUAAGAAGGACCUGAGGAACGACGAGCACACACGCAGGGAACUGGCCAAGAUGAAACAGGAGCCAGUGAAGCCUGAGGAGGGGCGGGACAUGGCCAACCGCAUCAGUGCCUUCGGCUACCUGGAGUGCUCCGCCAAGACCAAGGACGGCGUGCGGGAGGUGUUUGAAAUGGCCACCAGGGCGGCGCUGCAGGUCCGCAAACGCAAAAAGAGGGGCGGCUGCCUGCUGCUGUGAGAGGUGGCGUCUUCGCUCCACCCCCAUCAGCCAAUCAGCGACUGACGGCAGAGCCCCGUCCACCCGGCGACCUUGGAGAAAACCUUUACCCAACCGACGGCUUUGUCCUUGGACUGUAUUUACCCGUACACACACGCGCGCCACAGGCGAAGAUGAAAGACUCCUGUUAAAAGCAAAACAAAUCAGCCUUCUUUCUUUGGGUUUGUUUUCCUCUUUGUUUUCCUGUUCUCCCUCACACACACACUCACGUUGUUUUUCUUCUUCAUUCACCUGUGUUUCUCACCAGCAUAUCAGCCUGUCUGUAUCAGGGGGGGGGGGGGCAUGACUAUGUAUGUAUGAAUGGAUGUAUGUAUUUAUGUGCCUAUUCUCUACAUAUAUAUAUAUCACUGCCAUCCCACUCUGCCUCCAUCUCCUGACUCCAGUAUUGUUUACAGAGAGAAGGACCAAGUAGUUUCCAGCUCAUCCCACAGCAUACUCCAACCACAACUCUUGUUGACUCUUAAAGUUUCUUUUCCAAGAGGGAGGAACUGCUUUCCAAGCAGAAAUGUUUCCCGUUCGUUUGUAUUUUUUAGCCUUUGUCAACAGCCCCACAGCGACUUAUGUCUUAUUUAAAAACCCCACCUCUCCACAUAUAAAUAUAUGGAUAUUUCAGUCCAUGCUGAUUCGGCACAUUUGAAAAGCUCUGUCCUCUAAUGUAUUUCCCGGCUCAGUGAAUCUAGUUGAACAGUGAACAACAGACACUACACUAAUGCUUCAGCCUCACUGAAUACCACUCUCUCACUGUGACAGACAUACACUGCCACAUGAACAGCAAGGCUUGUUUGCUUGGGGAGAGUUUGAGGAAUGCACCUCCCUCGUUCAUGGUGAGAGGGCACGCUGGCACCAGCCAGACACGGGACUAUUGUCAGGAACACAAUGGUUCCAGUCACACACACAAGCAGACUCAAUUCUGGCCAAAACACACCAAGAUCUGUUCUACCCUCUCUCUCCUAUAAAGAAACAGUUCCGCCCAGAAACAGUUCUUGGUCUUCCAAUAUCAGAUAGUCCAAUUAAAAUAUAGCAUCCUAUUGGACCUCUCCACCAAUCAAUAUCUGCCAAGUUGAUUGGCAUCGAUGGACACAAAAAAAACCUCAGUAGUGUGCCAACUUCAUCAUGGUUAUUAUUACUGAUCCAAGUAAUUAUCCAUUUAUUAUACCCACACCUGCCAACCAAUAUACUCCAUAUAGAACAUAUGACAUCUUGAGUUAUGAUUGGAUGAGAACAACAGAUUGUAUAAACCAAUGAGAGGGUAUCAAGUGGUCGGUGUAAGUGAAUUCUGAUGAAUCCAUUCAAGUCGCCACUAACCUGAGUCACAGAGUGAAGGUAUUCGCCUCAUGUCUGUUCCAUCCGUCGUACUGAUGUAUACAUGUGGAGGGAGACAUGAGAAGGGAGGCUGGCAUGACUAUCUGCUCUCCCCAGGGCAGACGCUUCACCUGCUGGGGAAGGAGAACAGCAGGGGGAUGAAGGGACACCAUACAGUCUACUACAGUCACUGCUUUUGUUCCACAGCUACAGUCAAAUUCUUGACCUUUUACCAUGUCAGAUGUUCUGCAGGUGUGGAGAGAAUGCUGAUUGUGAUGACUAUUACACUUUACAAACAGGACUGGGGUGGUAGAGAUUGUCUGAAGGAGAUCAUGUUAAUAAAAUAUUUUUGAAAUGGUAUAAUCCAACACAAGA